UUCCUCUCCACAAAAGUCAUAUUUUUCAACUUUUUUUUCCUUUUUCAGUGAUGGCUGCAGCUCUUAGAUCAGUUUAUGUUUGGAUGAUUUUCAGUUUAACCUUUAUUUUCUUGUGCUCAUCUCAAAAUGAAAACGAGUUCAUCCAUAAUAAUGGCUUCCAUGAAGCCAAUCUACAACUGGAUGAAAUAUCAAUAAUCCACCCCAAUGGUCUAUUGCAGCUAACCAACACUUCUGAGAGGCAAGCAGGUCAUGCUUUUUAUCCAUUCCCAUUCAAAUUCAACACAUCUUCCCCUGAAUCUCUUUCCUUUUCCACGAAUUUUGUUUUUGCCAUAGUUCCAGAAUCGGUUAAUAUUGGUGGCCAUGGCAUAGCUUUUGUCAUCUCACCUUCGAUGGACUUCAGCCAGGCUAUUGAAACUUCAUAUUUGGGGCUCUUCAACACUACUAACGAUGGCCUGUCUACAAACCACAUCUUAGCGGUCGAGGUUGAUACUGUACAAAGCCCUGAAUUUUAUGACAUAGAUGGAAACCAUGUGGGAAUUGAUGUGAACGGCUUGGUUUCUAAUGAAUCUGCUACAGCAACUUAUUAUUCGAAUGAAGAAGGGAAGAACAAAAGCUUGGUGCUCAUGAGUGGAGAUCCAAUACAGGUUUGGAUAGACUACGAUGGUGCUGAAAAAUUACUCAAUGUUACUCUCUCUCCUAUUCGAAUCGCAAAACCAGAAAGACCUCUCUUGUCAACGCCCCUCAAUCUUUCUGAAGUUUUCUUGGACUCUAUGUAUGUCGGUUUCUCAGCAGCAACUGGCACAAUUACAAGUGACCAUUAUAUUCUAGGAUGGAGCUUCAACAGAAGCGGACAAGCACAAAACCUUGAUUUCUCCAAGCUUCCUCCUGUUCCUGCACACGGGAAAGCAAGUAAGAAACGUGGACUACUGAUGAUUGUUUUGAUCGUAGUAGCAGUGCCUGUGUUUUUUAUAGUAUUAAUUGUAGCUGCUUACAUUGUAUGGAAGAAGAAAUAUGAAGAAGUAUGUGAAGACUGGGAAAGGGAAUAUGGUCCUCAAAGGUUCCCCUAUAAAAAUCUCUACAAAGCAACCAAAGGUUUCAAGGACACAGAGGUUAUUGGAAAAGGAGGUUUUGGAAAGGUUUAUAGAGGCGUCCUUCCUUCUAAUGAACAAAUUGCAGUCAAGAGAGUCUCUCACGAUUCGAAACAAGGGAUGAAGGAAUUUGUGGCCGAAAUAGUAAGUAUGAGAAGGCUAAGGCAUAGGAACUUGGUGCAACUCCGCGGCUAUUGCAGGCGAAAGGGAGAAUUUAUUUUGGUCUAUGAUUAUAUGCCAAACGGAAGCCUGGACAAAUUAUUAUACAGCAAUACAGAGCCAAAUCUUAAUUGGUUUCAGCGAUUUCGAAUCAUUAGAGGAAUAGCUUCUGGCCUUCUCUACCUGCAUGAAGAAUGGGAACAAGUUGUUCUACAUAGAGAUAUAAAACCGGGCAAUGUUCUUUUAGAUGCUGAACUAAAUGGGAGGUUAGGUGAUUUUGGCUUAGCAAAACUAUAUGACCACGAUAGCAAUCCGCAAACCACUAACCUUGUGGGAACUGUAGGUUAUUUGGCUCCAGAGCUCAUUAGAACUGGAAAGGCAACUACCGGCACGGAUGUAUUUGCUUUUGGGGCUUUCAUGCUUGAGGUGGCUUGUGGAAGGAGGCCUGUAGAGCAACAAGGUUAUGGAGUGGUAUAUUUGGUUGAAUGGGUAAUCAAUUGCUGGAAAAGAGGAGCUAUCAUCAAUGCCAGUGAUCCAAGAUUAGAAGGUAUUUAUGCAGAGGAGCAAAUGGAGUUGGUACUGAAACUAGGGCUGUUUUGUUCACACCCUAACCCCGCGGCAAGGCCUAACAUGAGACAGUUGAUGCAGUAUCUGGACGGCGAUGCUACAUUGCCAGAUAUAUCACCUAAUAGCAGUUCAAUGGAUGUGUUCACAAACAGUAAUGAAGCUUCUAAUAGUGGAAUGUCAUUUCCUUCAUUGUUCGAAAAUAGUUCUGCGCAGACCAUGUCUACUUGUGAUUCAGUCUUCACAGAAGGUCGUUGAAUCAAAUAUCUUACUUGCAAUGAAGCCUUUCAUUGGACUACUCAUGGUACCUGUAAAAAGAAAUAUUGUUUCUAAAACUUUCUGUGAGUUUCUCAAACUGAUAGUUCUUGUAUCAUUUUUACUUGUUAUUGUACUAUGUGAGACAAUCUGGUUUGACUUUCCAAAUAUUGAUUUGUAAAUAAGACUAUUAAAAAACAUACAGGAGAUCCAAAAUUUCAUUUUCAA
This is a messenger RNA of Pistacia vera, 2294 nucleotides long. RefSeq names its product L-type lectin-domain containing receptor kinase IV.1-like. The transcript has a single exon. Gene Ontology annotation, biological process: protein phosphorylation. Lineage: Eukaryota; Viridiplantae; Streptophyta; Magnoliopsida; Sapindales; Anacardiaceae. The record is from RefSeq and is a predicted model, not a curated record. Gene Ontology annotation, molecular function: protein kinase activity; ATP binding; carbohydrate binding. Bases 51 to 2069 code for a protein of 672 amino acids. Gene Ontology annotation, cellular component: plasma membrane.